CUUUUGCUGCUACAACACCAUCUCUCCCAGACGAAGAUGAGGACUUGAUGGACUUUGAGCCAGCAGUUGAAGUAGAAGGUGCGCCUGAGUGUUAUGACGAGAUGCCAGCGGAAAACAGAUGUGGAAUCAAACCAAAAGGCUUAUCAAUUCGACUGGAAUGCGAAAAAGGACAGUACGUUUAUAUUCAAAGCGCAAGUUAUGGACGAUCACAAGGUGAUGUAGGAUGCGAUGUGCUUACCCCACUAGAGGCAGAUGAGUGUACUUCCGAGACAACUUUGCAAGCAGUUAAAGACAAGUGUGAAGGAAGAAGAUCUUGCGUCGUUCCAUUUCGUCCCAACUUUUAUGGUGGAAAUCCUUGUGGUAGGAGGGUUGAGACGUUUCUCAAUGUGAAAUAUGUCUGUGUAAAAUCAUGUGGAGGAGAACCCGAAGCUUUGCCAGCUUUUGCUGCUACAACACCAUCUCUCCCAGACGAAGAUGAGGACUUGAUGGACUUUGAGCCAGCAGUUGAAGUAGAAGGUGCGCCUGAGUGUUAUGACGAGAUGCCAGCGGAAAACAGAUGUGGAAUCAAACCAAAAGGCUUAUCAAUUCGACUGGAAUGCGAAAAAGGACAGUACGUUUAUAUUCAAAGCGCAAGUUAUGGACGAUCACAAGGUGAUGUAGGAUGCGAUGUGCUUACCCCACUAGAGGCAGAUGAGUGUACUUCCGAAACAACUUUGCAAGCAGUUAAAGACAAGUGUGAAGGAAGAAGAUCUUGCGUCGUUCCAUUUCGUCCCAACUUUCAUGGUGGAAAUCCUUGUGGUAGGAGGGUUGAGACGUUUCUCAAUGUGAAAUAUGUCUGUGCAAAAUCAUGUGGAGGAGAACCCGAAGCUUUGCCAGCUUUUGCUGCUACAACACCAUCUCUCCAAGACGAAGAUGAGGACUUGAUGAACUUUGAGCCAGCAGUUGAAGUAGAAGGUGCGCCUGAGUGUUAUGACGAGAUGCCAGCGGAAAACAGAUGUGGAAUCAAACCAAAAGGCUUAUCAAUUCGACUGGAAUGCGAAAAAGGACAGUACGUUUAUAUUCAAAGCGCAAGUUAUGGACGAUCAAAAGGUGAUGUAGGAUGCGAUGUGCUUACCCCACUAGAGGCAGAUGAGUGUACUUCCGUUACAACUUUGCAAGCAGUUAAAGACAAGUGUGAAGGAAGAAGAUUUUGCGUCGUUCCAUUUCGUCCCAACUUUCAUGGUGGAAAUCCUUGUGGUAGGAGGGUUGAGACUUUUCUCAAUGUGAAAUAUGUCUGUGUAAAAUCAUCUUUUGCUGCUACAACACCAUCUCUCCAAGACGAAGAUGAGGACUUGAUGAACUUUGAGCCAGCAGUUGAAGUAGAAGGUGCGCCUGAGUGUUAUGACGAGAUGCCAGCGGAAAACAGAUGUGGAAUCAAACCAAAAGGCUUAUCAAUUCGACUGGAAUGCGAAAAAGGACAGUACGUUUAUAUUCAAAGCGCAAGUUAUGGACGAUCACAAGGUGAUGUAGGAUGCGAUGUGCUUACCCCACUAGAGGCAGAUGAGUGUACUUCCGAAACAACUUUGCAAGCAGUUAAAGACAAGUCUUUUGCUGCUACAACACCAUCUCUCCAAGACGAAGAUGGGGACUUGAUGGACUUUGAGCCAGCAGUUGAAGUAGUAGGUGCGCCUGAGUGUUAUGACGAGAUGCCAGCGGAAAACAGAUGUGGAAUCAAACCAAAAGGCUUAUCAAUUCGACUGGAAUGCGAAAAAGGACAGUACGUUUAUAUUCAAAGCGCAAGUUAUGGACGAUCACAAGGUGAUGUAGGAUGCGAUGUGCUUACCCCACUAGAGGCAGAUGAGUGUACUUCCGAGACAACUUUGCAAGCAGUUAAAGACAAGUGUGAAGGAAGAAGAUCUUGCGUCGUUCCAUUUCGUCCCAACUUUCAUGGUGGAAAUCCUUGUGGUAGGAGGGUUGAGACGUUUCUCAAUGUGAAAUAUGUCUGUGUAAAAUCAU
This is a messenger RNA of Saccoglossus kowalevskii, 1995 nucleotides long. RefSeq lists its product as uncharacterized. The record is from RefSeq and is a predicted model, not a curated record. NCBI's taxonomy places the organism in Eukaryota, Metazoa, Hemichordata, Enteropneusta, Harrimaniidae. Gene Ontology annotation, biological process: Notch signaling pathway; axon guidance. Gene Ontology annotation, cellular component: signaling receptor complex; cell surface; plasma membrane. Gene Ontology annotation, molecular function: carbohydrate binding; calcium ion binding.